This is a messenger RNA of Stomoxys calcitrans (stable fly), 1261 nucleotides long. RefSeq names its product chitotriosidase-1. Gene Ontology annotation, molecular function: chitin binding; chitinase activity. Gene Ontology annotation, biological process: chitin catabolic process; carbohydrate metabolic process. The record is from RefSeq and is a predicted model, not a curated record. The transcript is spliced from 5 exons. Gene Ontology annotation, cellular component: extracellular region. Lineage: Eukaryota; Metazoa; Arthropoda; Insecta; Diptera; Muscidae. The coding region runs from base 42 to 1187 and encodes 381 amino acids.
UAUGUUGAAAAGUUUAAGUAAUUGAUAAAACAUCUAGGAAAAUGAAGAACUCUUCAUUUCUAAUUUUUACGAUUUUUUUCUUUGGCUUGGAAGCUUUAGAAACUGAUAAAAUGAUCAACUGUUAUUUGAGGAAUUAUAAAUCUGUAGACAAAGUGAGAGUGCGAUUUAAAGGCAUUGAUCCCAAAAUGUGUACCCAUAUUAGUUUUGCUUUUUAUGAUCUAGCCGAAAAUGGCAGUCUUAAAGUUCCCCACCAUGCACCGGACAAAGGCCUUAUAUCUAAAUUGGUUAUGGAAAAUCCUGAUCUAAAGCUAAUAGCUGUUGUGGGCGGUGUGAAUGUUUCAACUCAACUAUUCUCAGCAAUGGCUGCAGAUGAAGUUAAGCGUAGAAACUUUCGAAGGUCAGUGAUUGUAUAUCUUUUGGAAAAUGGAUUUAAUGGCUUAGAUAUACAUUGGCUGAACAAAAGUAAUCCAGCUGAUAGACCGCAAUUUGUUACGCUGUUGAGUGAAUUGAGUGAAUCCUUUAGCUAUAAUGAUCUUGAGCUCGGUAUAUCGACAAUAGCUGAGUUGAGUUACAUUCGCUCAUGGUACGAUAUCUCAAAUAUUGUUAAAUAUGUGGAUUUUAUCAAUGUCAUGGCCUAUAAUUAUACUCGCGGCAGAGUUGACCAUGAUUCGGCCUUGUAUGGAAAUCAUAAUGGAAAUGCACAUGCCACAAUAAAUUUGUGGCUUAAAGGUGGUGCCCCUGCUUCAAAACUAAACCUGGGAGUGUCAUUCAUUGGCCAUCAUUUCGACGAGAUUAAAUCUAAGAGAAAUAAAUUUAAAGUCAAGGCCCCUAUUUCAUAUUUCGAUGCCUUCCAAACGGUAAAACGUUACUCGUAUCAAGAUGAUGGCCUUUUUGGAUUUGACCUUAACGAUGGCCGUUCCUAUUUAAAGCAUGUGGGGAUUUGGCAAUGGAAGUGGACAAGCUAUGAGUCUGGGAUGGGUGUUGAAAUGAAAAUGGACUAUGUGCAGGAGAUGGGUCUACGAGGCGUUAUGAUUUGGACGCAUGAAAACGAGCAGUUUGAAGAACAAAUUGGUGAAUAUCGCCUUUUGGGUACGAUCAGCCGAAAACUAGAUUCUGACUUUGAGUGUCUAACGGGAAUAUGUUGUGCUAAAUCGAAAACUGUGAAAAAGCUUUGUUACUUUAUCUAAAUGCUAUGAAAAGAAGAAUGUGAAAGCGAGUGAGGCAAGCAGCAUGAAAAAGAAUUGUUAAUAAACAAAUUGGA